Molecule: messenger RNA, 1086 nt
Organism: Aspergillus mulundensis
Lineage: Eukaryota; Fungi; Ascomycota; Eurotiomycetes; Eurotiales; Aspergillaceae
Product: LLM class flavin-dependent oxidoreductase
Exons: 1
Coding region: 1-1086 (361 amino acids)
Molecular function (GO): oxidoreductase activity, acting on paired donors, with incorporation or reduction of molecular oxygen
Source: RefSeq, a predicted model, not a curated record
AUGCCGACCGAAUUCAUCAGUCUCACCUUCCCUACCCCUUCCACGGAGAUCGAUCCGAUCCCUAAUGCCGCUAUUGACCUGGCAUUCCUUGAGCGCUAUGCUCGCAACCUAGAUGAUUACGCGUAUAACUACACGCUCGUGCCCUACGAUAGCUCUUACUUUGACCCGUGGACGGUUGGUGCCACCAUCGCCGCGCUCACCAAAAAUAUCAAGAUCAUCAUUGCUUUGCGACCAAACACUCUAUACCCGACGGUGGCCGCCAAAGCCCUAGCAACCCUGGAUCAGCUUAGCUCCGGUCGCGCCGUUGUCCAUUUUAUUGCUGGUGGCAGCGAUGCCGAUCAGGCCAGGGAGGGCGACUUCCUCAACAAGGAGCAGCGUUACGGUCGGUUGGAGGAUUACAUCAAGAUCCUUCGCCGGGCCUGGGAGUCUGCAGAGCCAUUCGACUGGGAGAGUCCUUACUAUACCUUCAAAGGCUUUAGCAACCGCGUUCGACCGGUGAACGGCACAGUCCCCGUCUCGGUCGGAGGUUCAAGUGACGAAGCCUACCGCAUUGGCGGCUCUCUCGCGGACAUCUUCGGUCUGUGGGGCGAGCCCUUGAAGGAGACCAAGGAGCAAAUCGAUCGCAUCUAUGCCGAAUCAGAGAAGGCAGGGCGUACCGACCGGCCUCGUGUCUGGGUGACGUUCCGACCCAUCGUCGCCGAGACGGACGACCUGGCCUGGGCCAAGGCACACCGCACCCUGGAAGCCCUGCAGAAGCACCGCGCCGCCGGCCUCGGUAAAGCGCCUGCGAAUGCACCUCCACCUCAAAACGUCGGAUCGCAGCGCCUGCUCGACAUUGCGUCCCGGGGUGAAGUCCAGGACCGCGCCCUGUGGUAUCCGACCGUCACCGCGACGAAUGCGCGCGGCGCCUCGACUGCUCUUGUUGGAUCCUGGGAAACCGUUUCCGAAUCGAUCCUCGACUAUGUUGAGCUUGGUGCCGACCUGAUCUCGAUACGAGGCUACGACAACCUCAACGAUGCGAUCGACUACGGGCGCUACAUCAUCCCGCGGGUGCGGGAGGAGUUGAAGAAGCGGGGGUUGCAAUAG